This is a messenger RNA of Cygnus olor (mute swan), 3145 nucleotides long. It is a transcript of the gene CSNK1E, whose product is annotated as casein kinase 1 epsilon. Gene Ontology annotation, cellular component: cytoplasm; nucleus. Gene Ontology annotation, biological process: signal transduction; endocytosis; peptidyl-serine phosphorylation. Gene Ontology annotation, molecular function: protein serine/threonine kinase activity; ATP binding. The record is from RefSeq and is a predicted model, not a curated record. The transcript is spliced from 11 exons. The coding region runs from base 312 to 1562 and encodes 416 amino acids. NCBI's taxonomy places the organism in Eukaryota, Metazoa, Chordata, Aves, Anseriformes, Anatidae.
GAGGAGAGGAGGAGGAGGAGGGCCGGGGCUGCGCUGGGUGACAUCAGUGGGUUUGGCUCCGGGGCUCAAUGGAAACUGGGUGAGCGCCGGGCUGUGCCGAGCACACGCCGGCUGGAGGGGACGGCGAGCGGGCGGGGAGGCGGCAGGCAGCGCCGCGCCGCGCCGAGCGAAAGGAGGGACCGAGCCGGGCACGGCCGCCGCCAGCCCUCCCCAAUCCUCCGUCAUCCUCCCCUCCGCGGCCGCCUGGCCCCCUGACAGCCGGCGGAGCAGCAGCCCCACACGGCCCCCUUCCCGCCUGGCACGCCUGAACCAUGGAGCUUCGAGUGGGGAACAAAUACCGGCUGGGCAGAAAGAUCGGCAGCGGUUCGUUUGGAGACAUUUAUCUAGGAGCCAAUAUUGCAACCGGUGAAGAGGUGGCCAUCAAACUGGAAUGUGUCAAAACCAAGCAUCCCCAGCUCCACAUCGAAAGCAAGUUCUACAAGAUGAUGCAAGGAGGAGUGGGUAUCCCCUCCAUUAAGUGGUGUGGAGCGGAGGGGGACUAUAACGUGAUGGUGAUGGAGCUCUUGGGGCCGAGCCUGGAAGAUCUCUUCAACUUCUGUUCCCGCAAAUUUAGUCUCAAGACAGUUCUGCUCCUAGCAGACCAGAUGAUUAGCCGUAUUGAGUACAUCCAUUCCAAGAACUUCAUCCACCGGGACGUGAAGCCAGACAAUUUCCUUAUGGGGCUUGGCAAAAAAGGCAACUUAGUAUACAUCAUCGAUUUUGGCUUGGCCAAGAAGUACCGAGACGCCCGGACCCACCAGCACAUCCCUUACCGGGAAAACAAGAACCUGACCGGCACGGCCCGUUACGCCUCUAUCAACACCCACCUGGGAAUCGAACAAAGCCGCCGCGAUGACCUGGAGAGCCUGGGCUACGUGCUCAUGUAUUUCAACCUGGGCUCGCUGCCCUGGCAGGGCCUCAAGGCUGCCACCAAGCGCCAAAAGUACGAGAGGAUCAGCGAGAAAAAGAUGUCAACGCCCAUUGAGGUGCUCUGCAAAGGGUACCCUUCUGAGUUCUCGACAUACCUCAACUUCUGCCGCUCGCUGAGGUUUGAUGACAAACCCGACUACUCGUACCUGCGGCAGCUCUUCCGCAACCUCUUCCACCGCCAGGGCUUCUCCUACGACUACGUCUUUGACUGGAACAUGCUUAAAUUUGGAGCAGCCCGAAACCCCGAAGACAUGGAUCGGGAGCGGCGAGAGCAUGAGCGAGAAGAGAGGAUGGGGCAGCUGCGGGGUUCAGCCACACGAGCACUGGCCCCUGGCCCACCUGCUGGAGCCACUGCCAACCGCCUUCGCAAUGUCACAGAGCCCAUGGCCUCCACCCCCACCUCCCGAAUCCAGCAGUCUGGAAACACGUCCCCCAGAGCAAUCUCCAGAGUGGACAGGGAGCGGAAGGUCAGCAUGAGGUUACACCGAGGAGCUCCUGCCAACGUCUCCUCAUCCGACCUCACAGGGCGGCAAGAAGUGUCACGGAUUUCAGCGUCACAGACAAGUGUGCCAUUUGAUCACCUUGGGAAGUGAGGAGCAAUCGCCACUGGACCAGUGUUUGCUUAGUGUCUUCACUGUAUUUUUCUUUUAAAAAACAAAAAAUCCAAAAAAAAAAAAACCAAACAAAAAAGUAAAAAAAAAAAAAAAGAAUCAUACAAAAAAAAACACAAGAAAUGAACGAUUUUUUUCUUUUUGCCAACGACGAGGAGUCGAGCUGUGCCCCCGUGCUGGCGCAAGCCAUUUCCGAGAGGGCCGCCUGCGUCCCCCAGCGCGAGCACCUCCGAGGAGCUGAUGACGCGGGAGCCGUGCAGAAACACCUCCGCUGCCCCCCCGGGCCCUACUGUUGCCUACCCCGUACCCUCUCCUGAUUUAUCUGCUCCUGGUUUUCUUUUUUUUUUUUUCCCCCCCUUCCCCUUUAGGUAUCUUCUGCUUUAUUAUUUUUUUUAAUCGUUUUCAAGUCAUAUGGUUUCUAGCCAUAUACGUUUUAACUUUGCUCUCCUUUUUCUCCGAGGGCAGGGGGUGGGGGGCUUUGUUUGCUCUCUUUGUUUUGUUCUCUGCAGGCGCCUGGUGGGCUGGGAGGAAUCAGAUCCCAGCCACGCUGGAUGGUGGAAGUCUGAUUUUUUUUUUUAUUAUUAUAACAGAAUUUAUUUUCUCAAGCAUUAAAUUAAUUUUAAGCUGUGAGGGGAAUUGUGGCAACGGGCCUCAUCGUUGACUCGGGCUUCCUUUCCUUGGGUGGCUUCUCUGCGUCUUUUUUGGGCUGUCGGGGAGCGCCAGCCUUCCCCGCUCUGAGCGGUCCUCACGCGCCGAGGGGUCUCGGCGUAGGGGCACCCGGCCACAUGGAGGAUGGGGAGGCAGGAGCUGGCGUACCGGGAGAUGAGAACCCACCUCCCAUCCUGCAGCGGGGUCUGUCUUUAUUUUUUUUUCGUCUGGCUGUGUGUGUUUUUCUAUUUUUUUUUUUGUAUUUUAAUUAAAACUUGUUUUAAAUUCCCGCGGAGAGAGCGUGGGACUCGAGAAGAGAGGGGUACGCAGAAACUGGAGAGUGUGGUGUUCGUUUGGAGCGGUGCCUCUUGCUCUCUCCUUCCCUCUUGCAACCCCAAGUAAGAUCCACCGUAUGUGCACAACCCCUUCCUGCCCUCUCCCCCUUCCUUCCCUCUCCCCCCCCCCCACUUUAGUUGUUUUUAAAUUUAAUUUAGGAAUCCUCAAGCUGCUUGGUGCCGCUUGGGGCUUUGAAACACAAGGAUCACCACUGCGACCUAUGGCCUGUAGCAGACACACUGUCACUGGAGUGUGGAGCCGAUGGGUUGUUGGCAGGGCGGGGAGGGUGGGGUUAGUCUUUUUGUUUGUUUGUUUUUAUCCUUUCUAUUUAACACUUUGUUUUUUUUCCUCCCUUGUUUUUUUUCCUAAUUUAUUUACCCUUCUUACUGUCUCUCUUCUCUUUUUUUUUUUUUUAAUUAAAGAGCAAAACUUUUUAUUACUUUGUAAUUUAAAAAAAGAAACAAAAAAAAAACCUGAAGAACUUUGGGGGGGAUUUUGUACUUUUUUCCUGUGUAAAUAUUGGACUUUUUUGAGCUUUAUCGUGGUUGUUAAUUUGAAGUAAUAAAGUAGAAAAUGAUAAA